UGUAGUUCCUUCAUAAGUAGACGUGUUUUGUUUUCAAUAUGGCUGACAUUAAAGCAGACAUUCCCUCAGAUACAUCAAAUAUCAGUAAUAACAGCAACAGUGCGACGUCUCAGCAAAACAACCCUCUAUCCAGGAAGCUCAAUAAAAUAUUGGAUACGCGACUAGACAAUGACAAGGAAAUGUUGGAAGCUCUCAAAGCCCUCUCUGUCUUCUUUACUGAAAACAGUUUACGAACAAGAAGAAACUUACGAGGAGACAUAGAGAGGCGCAGUUUAUCCAUUAAUGAAGAAUUUGUUCGAAUAUUUAAAGAUGUCAAAGAGGAGCUUGAGAGUGUGCACGAAGAUGUCCAGGCUAUGAGCAACUGCUGUGAGGAUAUGACAAACCGUCUAAAG
Polyodon spathula (Mississippi paddlefish) is the source of this 392-nucleotide messenger RNA. Its product is annotated as conserved oligomeric Golgi complex subunit 6-like. The transcript is spliced from 3 exons. Gene Ontology annotation, cellular component: COG complex. The annotation marks the transcript as partial. Gene Ontology annotation, biological process: intra-Golgi vesicle-mediated transport. NCBI's taxonomy places the organism in Eukaryota, Metazoa, Chordata, Actinopteri, Acipenseriformes, Polyodontidae. The record is from RefSeq and is a predicted model, not a curated record.